Molecule: messenger RNA, 6533 nt
Organism: Pieris brassicae (large cabbage white)
Lineage: Eukaryota; Metazoa; Arthropoda; Insecta; Lepidoptera; Pieridae
Gene: step
Product: cytohesin-1
Exons: 8
Coding region: 1384-2574 (396 amino acids)
Biological process (GO): regulation of ARF protein signal transduction
Molecular function (GO): guanyl-nucleotide exchange factor activity
Source: RefSeq, a predicted model, not a curated record
UAAGGCGAGAUAAGUGGAAAUUGCUAUGACUACGUCGGUCCUCGUUGAUUUUGUUUAUUAGCUUGCGUCUUAUGCCUUAGAUGUUAAUUAAUAAUUAAAUAAUGCAUAGUUUAAAAUUAACUUUACAUCUUUCCAAGUGUUUAUUCAUUAGGUAUUAUGCUCACUAAUAUUGCUUAAUUUAUUAUCAUGUGAAGAAAUAUUAAAUGUACGUAAUUAGACAUGCUAUAUUUUCAUAUUACGCUCGGUAGUAUUCUUACAGUUAUUUACUACCCACAAAUUUAUAAAAGGGUUGAUGUUUAAGUUAUGUCAUAUAAACCUUUAUUAAAGUUUUUAGGAUUUUUUAAACUGUUAUUUAAUCAAGGGUGAUCAUACUAAUUAAGCAGGUUAGUUCUUGUAUUAGUUAAUUAUAGAACUCGAUUUUGGCUGUCGAUCAAAUGUUUUAUCAAUUCAUGUCGUAUUUCGUGUUAUUUAGAUUUUCAAUUCCUUUGUUGUUGAACUUAAUCUUUAUUGUUAUUAAAAUAAUUUACAUGUAAUGUUUAAUAUUUAAUUAGGUUCAUUACUUGUUUGUUGAACAUGAUUCAUCAACAUGUGUACACGCCGUCCAUUACUGCUUUAACAAAAUCUUAAAUGCGAUACUAACAGUAUUGUUGUACUUUUCUGUUAUGUAAUGUUAAAUUAAUAAUAAUUCACUAAUUUACCUAUACCAACAAUUGGAAAUAUAAAAAUCUAUGUUUUUAUCAAACAUUCUUGCUAGUUGGCACAAAUAAACGAAUAUUAAAACAUUUUUAACAUGUGCAAUUGGUUUUUGAUGGAACUGAGCAAUUGAUUUAAGUUAAAAUGUUGAUAGACUAGAAAUUAAGUUGAGCAAACUAAGCAAAACGUGCAAACUAAAAUUUUACCACUGAAGUAGAAUCCCCUUGAACAUUGAAUAUUUGUAUAAUCGUACAUUACGUCUCGACCUUACCCUUGUAAAAAAAUGCCGGUUUUCCCAUAUAACAAAUGGGACAAUCGUGUUGAUUCAUUUCUCUUAUCAUAUUUCCUCUGGUCACUUCCGGCCCUGUAUUUCACGCUUUUGAUAGUAACUCCCACACUUCAAUUGCAAUAAGUAAUGAAUAAUAAAAUAAUAUUUUAUGUACUUAGAUUUACUAAAUGUUUGCAAAACUUUUAAUUCGUUGUAAUUUAUAGUUUCAGAAAUUUGCUUUUAUGAAUAUACUAUACAACCGGUGAUAACGGUUGGUUGCGUUUACUCAUACGUGUUGUAAGAUAAUUAUUAUCUAUAGGUGUGCGUAUAGUUGUUGUCAGUUGUCACAUUGCCAAACUGUAGUGGCGCUCGCGCCUGUCUUCAGUCUAUAACGUUCCUUAGCGGGAAGUGUAUGGCGCACGAUGUGUUUACAUGUUCGCCUUCUGUGCGAGGCGCUCUGGUGGCCGGUGCUGUUGAGAUGUGCCCGUCCUACGCACACCUAUGAUGACGACUAUGAUCAGCAACUCAAAGAUGAACUGGGAGAAGUGGUGGCCGAGCUGGAGGCCCUUGACGGGCAGGAGGAGUGCAAGCAGAACAGUAAAGCCAAACAGAUGAGCAUAGGCAGAAAGAAAUUUAAUAUGGACCCAAAGAAAGGUAUAGAGUAUUUGUACGAGAACGGAUUACUACAAAGGACACCAGAGGACGUGGCGCAAUUUCUACAUAAAGGCGAAGGCCUCAGUAAAACCGCAAUAGGCGAUUACCUAGGCGAGCGAUCCGACUUCAAUGAGGCAGUACUGAGAGCAUUCGUCGAGCUACACGACUUUACAGACUUGAUACUAGUUCAAGCGUUAAGGCAAUUCCUUUGGAGUUUUCGUCUUCCUGGCGAAGCGCAGAAGAUUGAUCGUAUGAUGGAGAGUUUUGCACAGCGGUAUUGUCAGCUCAACCCCGAUAUAUUCACGAACGCGGAUACAUGUUAUGUACUCAGCUUUGCGAUUAUUAUGUUGAAUACUUCCCUACAUAACCCGAGCGUGAAAGACAAGCCUUCGCCGGAACAAUUUGUUGCCAUGAAUCGAGGGAUCAAUAAUGGGGGUGAUUUACCCCAGGAGUUGCUCUUGUCUUUAUACGAGUCGAUAAAGACGGAGCCAUUCAAGAUCCCAGAGGACGACGGCAAUGAUCUUAUGCAUACCUUCUUCAACCCGGACAAGGAGGGGUGGCUUUGGAAACAAGGUGGCAGGUAUAAAUCAUGGAAGAGACGCUGGUUCAUUCUAAACGACAACUGCUUAUAUUACUUCGAGUACACGACGGAUAAGGAGCCUAGGGGAAUCAUACCAUUAGAAAAUAUAUCUGUCCGUCCAGCGAGUGAUCGUCAACGGCCGCAUUGUUUGGAGUUGUAUGCAAGUGGCGGCGCGGACCUAAUUAAGGCGUGCAAGACUGAUUCUGAGGGAAAGGUCGUAGAGGGAAAACACACAGUAUAUAGAAUGUCUGCCUCAACGGUGGAGGAAAGAGACGAAUGGAUCGAAUGUUUACGUCGAUCAAUUAGCCACAACCCGUUCUACGAUAUGUUGGCGCAGCGGAAGAAGAAAGCGCAACACAGUGUGCACUCGGCACAUUAGCAACGAAUGUGUAUGUAAAGGACUCCAAAUAUAUCUGGUUUAUUUAAUUGUACCAAACUAGAAAUCAUCUGAGAGUGAAAUUUUGUUUAAAUGUUAUUAGAUUAUAAGAGCAAAGCGAGUUCGCUAAUAAGAGAAGAGCGUUCGAAGUUUCGUUUGAACAUUUUCUUCGGACAUACAAAAUAAGACCUUAUGUUUAGCUCAAAAUGUCACAAUUAUCUGAAACAAUGUCUUUGGUUUGCGAGCAAAUAGUGCGAUUUGUGUAUAGAGGGCGUUAAAUUAAAUAUUGGUAUUAGAUGUUUUAUGAAGUGAAUAUAGAUUGUGCCAUCAAUAUUAAAAAAAAACAGUCAAAACUUAAGUCCAAGUUGAAAAAAAAUAUCCGCAAUCCGCCGAACCUACUUGUAUUUGUAAAACCUAAGUAAGAAAAUUAAAAUUUUGUAGUACUAACAAGUAUGAAUAAAUAGCCUAAGCGGUUUCUUCUCCGUUAAUAAAUAAUAAAAACAGACAAGGGAGCGUUCAAGUAUUACGUCACGCAAUUUUUGAAAGUUCUUGACCCCCCCACAUGAAAGGCGCUGUAACGUUUCAUUCAUUCAUACAUUCAAAUGUGGUGUACUGGAAUAGAGGAACUGGAGUACUGGAAAGUGGAAAAUAAUACUAACAAUAACGUGUAAUUCAAUCCCCGCUUCGUAACGUUUUAAAAGAGAAGAUACCCCCCCCCCCCUAUUCGUUACGUAAUACUUGAACGCUCCCCAACACAUUUGCGAUAUUUUAUCCCGAGAGAAAUAAAAAGUAUUUUAACUUCAUUAUGUAAACCAUGAACUGUUCUAAAGGCAAAGGGUAACAGAAGAUCGUUAUGAAGAUUUUAUAGAUGGCACUAUCUAUACAGGCCUAAGUAUUACGCAAGUGCGUCUGAAUAUUGUAUGUGAAUAUAGAUGUUAUUUUAUUUUUAAGCUAUUGUAGCGAUGUUUGGUGUACCAGUCAAACGUCCGUCUAAUACGUGCGAAAUAUUGAAACGCGAUGUAGAGAAAACAAAAUUCUGUCACAAUAAUGUAACAGGAAAUAUUCAGUGAAAAAUAAAUCUUGGACCUAUGAAGGGACUUAAUCAAUAUCACGAGGUCGUAGGUUUUGAUUCCAGCGGAACAAUAAUUAUUAAAUGAACAAUGAAAUAAUGUAUUAUAAAUUUCAUUUGAAUGACUACUCUGUCUUACGUACGGGUUAUAUAAUCUACCAGUCUAAGCAUUUACGAAUGGUUUAUGUAACCCGUUCGUACAUAUAAAAGGACAUCAUUAGAUAAUUUUACGUAAUAAUUAAAAUCGUAGUCGUCCAAAUUUGAUAUGUUCUAUAAAUGGCAUCAGGCCACAAGGUCUGAAUGUUAUGAAACGUGUUUCUGUGGAAACAGGUCUGAAGAAAUCUUGGGUUCGAAUGAGAAAUUCGAUAUUUUACUCGAAUGAAAUUAUUUUUUUUUAAAGAAACAACCUUUUUUGAAAAUAAAUGUUUUUAUGUGGAAUUUGAAUUAGAUUGCAUUCGUUACUUGAGUUUGGAAAAUAUUUGACUCAUGUUUUACAAGUUCGUUUCCUAUAUAGUGAGCAUAAACAUAUUUUCUUUUUAAAAAUCAAAAUUUCUUUUGAAUAUAAUUAUAGACUGUUUAAAGUACGUCCACAGUGUCCGUACUCUGUAACUCAUAGCGAUCACGUGGUCAAUGUUGAGUUUUUGUAUCGCGUGGUUCUCAUCAGCGUUACGGAAAUAGUAAAUAAUAUACAGAAAUUACAUACAACCGUCAUCGCUAUUCGAAGUUGCAUAGUACUGGCGCAGGUGGUGUUAAAGUCUCGCUCUUACUGUCUUAGUGAAGAAUAGAAUAUUUAUCUUGGCUAAUGUAUUAAAGCAAUAGAUUACGUACUGUCUGCAGAUAAGACUAUACCAAAACUUAUCGUAGUUGGCGCAGUAGCACCUUAUUUAGGUGAUAAUUUUUCCUGCCUUGAAAUAUGGAUUGGUUUUAUUGGGACUUUCAUAUAUUUUUUUAUCAAAGACCGUACUAUUUAAUAUUGUUUUCGAUAAUGCUAUGGCCAAUUUAAAUGCUAUAUUCUCUAAGACAGUAAAUUAAAUCUAAAUAUAAGAAAGACUGAAGGAACUUAAAAAAAACUGGAAAGCACACAAAUUACACGAUAUACUUUCUUUGUAUGGCCUAAUUUAUUUUAGGAACACGGAAAGUUUUCCGUUCAAACAUUUUUCGUACACUUUCUUAUCUUUCUAAUAAGUUGAUCAUAAUUUCUUGAAUUGCAUUUUUAUCUAUCUUCAACAUCUUUUAACAAAGGAAAUUAAGUGUUCUUUCCAGUUUUAUAAAUACUAAGCGAAAUAGCGUGAUAAAUCAUUCAAAUAUUGGAUAAAACUCUUUAUAAUGAAAGGAUUAUGGGUCCUUAUUGUCCAGAAAAGCAUCGCUUGGUCUGCCAGUUAAUUCAGUGUAUCAUUAAUUCUACGUUACCAUGACAAUAAAUUUCCGAGAAACUGCCAAAACGGCCUAAUUAGGGUUCAACUUAAAUCCUAGAUCUAAACACAGUUUAGGAGCCGAGCACAGAAACUUAGGUAAAAUUCUAUUAAUAAAAUACCUAUCGUUCUUCGGUUUUUUUUAUCAGUGUUGCGUCUAUGGCUAAUUAAUAUUCUUUAAAGACAAGGAUUUUUGAAAAUAGUUUAUAAGUAUUAAUAGUCAUGUUACAAUUUCAUAGGUUUUUGGACUCAGGUCGACGUUUUAACGAUUCAUAGUUUCAACUUUUAUCACAUAGUUAGUUUCUCUAUUGUAGGACUAACAGGGUAUGAAAUUUAGGUUAGAACAUAUAAUCAAACACAUUUUUAAGAUCACGUCAAUAUCGUCUUGUGAAAGUCUCUUAUGAUUAUAUAUUAUUUAAUACAAGUUAUAUAAAAAUAUUUUAUGAUAUAAAGAAAUCCCAUACAACAAUGGUCAUGGCAAUUUCUUUUGUAAUCUUAUUAAUAAUAGCCAAUUUAUUUUAAAUCCGAUACAUUGCAUUAUUAUUCAAAACAAUUUAAUAUAUUAACUUAUUAUAUAUAUAUGAGUAAUUUCACAUAUUUAUAUCUAAAAGCAUACGCAAAUGAUUUAACAAGACUGUUCACGAAAGUUUUCCAAAUAUACUCAACAGUACAUCUGGUAAUUUGGUUUUGGUUACGAAAUAGUUUUGUUUGGAUGGAAAAGAGUAUAGCCAACUUGUGGUGUUAUUAAACAAUACUUUAUAUACUUUGGAUAUACAACGUGAAAUUGGGUUGUCAAAAAGGCGAUACUAUGCCCUUCCAAGUAUUCUAUUCCGUGACUAUAAAAGAUUAAAGAUCAUAACAAAACCUUUAUAGAUAAAUAUUACAAUUGCCUACACGGGUAUUACGUAUUUGUAUAUAUAGAGAACACGUCAAUAAAAUAUGUAUAUUAUUUGUGCGUUUAUGUCGAUAAUUAUGUAACUGCGCAUAUACUCAAGGCGAUGCAUUCUAGAAGUUACUAAUCCAUAAACCAAUAUAAAUGUAAAUAAUAUAUGGACUCUACACAAACCAAUGAUGGACAUAUAUCAUUAUUGUAUAUUGCGAUUUUAAUUUAUUAAUGCAGCCAUCAGUUAAAAUUCCCGGCAAAUAAGUUCUUAAAGUGUUUUCAUACGCGCUGUCACAUCGUACCGAUUUAAGUGCCGGGGCAUACAUGUAUAUCUCUUGAAAUUAGUCACCAAGGGGUAUUUUGAAUUUUUCAACAUUCCAAUAUUUAUUGCUUUUAAAUUUGGGGAGUAUGUAGAGUCCUUUAGCGUGUUUUAAAGUAUUUAGGAAAUGGUGCCUAUUGAUCUGUUUUAGAUGUAAUUAUCGUUAAUGCUAUGUAAAUGGCCGCAAUUAAUUUAUCUCUAUUGCAUAUGACAAUGGAUACAUGCAUAAUAAAGUGUUGUAAAUAAUUUUGUAAGAAAAGAAAUACAUUAUUAUCUUUA